Sycon ciliatum is the source of this 4404-nucleotide messenger RNA. Its product is annotated as epidermal growth factor receptor substrate 15-like 1. The record is from RefSeq and is a predicted model, not a curated record. The transcript is spliced from 27 exons. Bases 105 to 3005 code for a protein of 966 amino acids. Gene Ontology annotation, cellular component: clathrin coat of coated pit; plasma membrane; cytoplasm. Gene Ontology annotation, biological process: endosomal transport; endocytosis. Gene Ontology annotation, molecular function: calcium ion binding; cadherin binding. Lineage: Eukaryota; Metazoa; Porifera; Calcarea; Leucosolenida; Sycettidae.
CCAGUCGAACUAAUUAUUUGUACCCGUUGCUUCUUUGGAAGCAGCUACACCUACGUUGGUUGUUGUCGAAUGAAGUGAGAUCUUGCUGAACAAAGUAUCGUGGAAUGGCGGCCGCUGCGCUCACUGCCACACAGGUGGCGGGUGCAUUUCUCAGUCAUUAUGAAGCUCUAUGGCGACAGGCUGACAGUAGUGGAGCUGGUAUUAUACCAGCUAAUGAGGCAGUAGCUAUAUUGAAACGGUCCAAGUUGCCGGAAGCUGCUCUCCACUCGAUCUGGUCUGUGGCGGAUUAUCACACAAGAGGAAGUCUUGAUAAGCAGGGUUUCUUCAUUGCUCUUCGUUUGAUUGCUGCUGCGCAAGCUGGAAUUCAGCCCAAUGUUGGGGUACUUACCAUGACAGCCACAGCACCACCUAGCCUCGAGGGUAUGAGUGGUAUGGUGGGUAGCGGUACCCCUAGUGGAGGACUAAGUUCUUCAGGAACACCAGUUGGAAAUGGAUUAUCUAUGGGCGGCAACAGCACAGCCACCUUCAUCUCACAAACUGACAUGAAGAAGUACGAAAGCAUAUUUGAAUCACUACUCCCUGAGAAUGGUCGAGUUGCUGGUGACAAAGUCAAGCCAGUCUUGAUGAAUUCCAAGUUACCAGUAAACGUGCUUGGUCAGAUUUGGGAGCUAGCAGACAGCAAUAGGGAUGGAUUCCUGUUUCUGGAAGACUUCUGUGUGUGCAUGCACUUAACGUAUCGAUCCCUGGACGGGGAUGCCGUACCGAACACUGUUCCCGUUCAAUUACGCAACCAAUUGGCUACAAAUAAGAUUCAAUCAGCACGUUCCAGAUCGGCAUCAAUAGUCAGCGCACACAUGCUUUCUACAAGCGCCUCUGGAUUGUCAUCUCCACUUGCAGUAGCCAGUGCAGCUAACAGUGGUUCACUUCUUCAGCCUGCAGGCGCCACGUUGUCUUCUUCAUCACCAACUUGGAUUGUUAGCGGUGAAGAGCAGAAGCUGUUUGAAGGCAUGUUUCGCCAGGCGGAUAAAGAAGGCAAGAACUUUGUGUCGGGUGAUGACGUCAGGUCUCUAUUUGUCUCGACCGGAUUGCCUGGUAACCUUCUAGCUCACAUCUGGGGCCUAUGUGACAUGACUAACUGUGGCAGACUCACUCUGGAGCAGUUCAUGCUAGCUAUGUAUCUAGCUAAGCAGAAAAAGAUAUCAAAUGUUGAUCCACCUCAAAAGCUAACGCCGGACAUGAUUCCUCCAUCAAUGCGAAGUCAGAGCACUGGUAUUGGUGGUACACAAUCCGAAGGACCUUCGCCCGAUCACAUAGCCAAGAAUGAAGAACUAAAGUCACUAUCUGAGGAGAUCAGUCAGCUUAAUAUUGAGAAAGAGCAAUGUACAGAGGAGGUCACAAAGAAACAAGGACAGCUCAAUACUUGUCGAGAUGAUGUUCAGGGCCUUCAACAAGAAGUGUCACAAGCACAACAUCAAUUGAAGAGUUUGGAAAAGCAGCGGGAAGACCUCACGAUGAGCCUGAUGAAUGUGGAGAAAGAGCUGUCCGAGUAUGAAGCAGAGUUAGCUGGCCUCAAGGAGAAGUGUCGCAGUGAAGAAAACCAGAUUUCCAACCUGAAGUCACAAUUAGAUAAUCAACAGUCUACCAUGCAGAGCCAACAGGAGGAACUACGACAAGCCAAGGAUGAGAUGUCUAAGUUACUCCAAGAAGAAGAACAAAUGAAAACAGAGGUUUCUGAAGGCCGUUCAGUUCUCUCCAACCUAGAAUUAUCGGUGCAGGCCGCCAAAACGGAAUCAAGUCAGAUCCGCGGUCGUAUUGGUCAACUUUCAGAUGUGCAGCAGAGCUUCUCAGCUCAAGUGCAGCAAGCACAGUUGACAUCAUCAGAAUCUCCACUGUCAGGUCCAGAUCCGUUUCAAAUGUCUUCGCCUAGUGCAGAUCCUUUCAAAGCAGCUGAUCCGUUUGCAAAAUCUGAUCCAUUUUCAUCGCGUAAUGAUCCAUUCAAGCUGGCAGCUACUAACAGUAGUGAUCCUUUUGGAUCAAGUACUACUUCUGCGUUUUCUAACAACCAAGACCCAUUUGGCAGUGCAACGACAUCCAGUGGUACAGACCUAGGCAGUUCUGUUGCUCCUGCUGGUGGCAUGGACGGUGGUGGUAACUCCAGUGCACGUCGAUCAUCGUUUUCAACCUCAACCGCACCUGCAGCUGCCACUCCUUCUGAUCUCUUUUCUAACAGCACGUCUUCGAAUAUUCCUAGAGUUCGCUCUGGUACGGUUGGCAGUGCUGCAGCCGCAGGAGCAGCUGGUAGCUCGCUGUUUGGCUCGUCCACACCGGCUGAUUUGUUCUCAACGUCAUCUACUGCCACUGAUGGAUUUUCAGCAACAGCAAUGGCAUCAUCUUCAUCACCGUCGAAAAGCAAUGACCCGUUUGCCAGUACUGCAACGAGCAGUGCAUUUGACCAGUUCUCAUCAACCCCCAGUACUGUAGGUCAGACUGCUGGCAAUGAUCUUUUCGGCUCGUCCUUCUCACCGGAAACUUCAUCAACAGCAAGUACAGGUGGUAUUAGCGCUUCUGGUGGAUUUCCUUCUGGCGAUCCGUUUGCUGCAAGACCAUCAGCUAGCACUGGUGCUAGCACUGCUCCGGCCAUCACUGCCCCAUCCACCGAUGGAGGAGCAUUUGAUAGCACGGGUGUAUUCGACACGAGUGGAUUUGAUGCAUUUAGUACCACAUCGUCCGGCCCAGCUACGAAGCCAUCGUCAUCCAGUGGCUCAACUAAUGCAACUACCACCGCCGCUUCCUCCUCUCUCUUCGGUGACUCAUUUGGUUCAAGCACGAAGCCGGCUGCCCAAUCAUCAACAUCUGUUGAUCCAUUUGCAGCAUUUGGACAGUCCGACCCGUUUGCCACUUCCAACACAACCACAUUAGCUCCAGUGGCGACGUCAGCAGCAAGUGGAUCAGUAAAAUCAGCUAGUCCGUUUGGUGAUGAUCCGUUUGGUGCAGGAGGAUUUUAGAUGCAGCUGCAGCUACAGGUGUACAGGCGUAGCUGCAUUCCACUCUACGCAGUGCAAGGUUCACAUAUUUGUCUUUUUGCACUCACCUAUCGACAGCAGGAACAGCAGCUAUGCCGUCAUUGUGUAGAGACUCCAGUAGUAGCAGUAGCAACAGCAAUGCUAAUAUUGUGCUUUGAUCAUCUGCAACAGAGCUGCUACUAGGACCUUGACGAUGAUGGGCUGCAGUGUUUCCUGUAUAGAACAAUGAUGAUGAUGACGACAACCAUGCCGAUGGUGGUUAAAGCUGGGCUAUGAAGUACUCACACACGCACACUCACGCACACAUUGCUGCUGCUGUAGGUUUAAAGCGUUGUUUCUCUGACAUCCGUCAUUUGACCAUGACGGUGCUGGUGCUGGUGCUGUUGUAGCUUCUGUUGUUCUUGCCAUGCUACAAUAUUGACAGGCUCACAUGUACAUAUGAUGGCAUGUGCAUAUAGCUGUAGAUGAUAUCACUAUUUUGUUAGCACUUACAUUGUAUCUAUUAGCCCAAAGCAGUGUACGGUAGUACGUGGUGUGUAUGGCAACGUGACUAGCUGUCAACACCAUGUACUCACCAUGUACUCACCACUGUCUAUGAGCAUAGCACAGAUAUCCGGAUAGUGGUGCUACUUGAUUUUUGUUCUCUUUAUCAACAUUUCUUAUUUUCAUUAUGUAGAACACCAUGGCUGUAGCAGGCAUAAGAAUGGCGACAUGGCCUACCAGUACGUAGUGUGGCCUUGCUCUUGGCCUCAGCCUAUACUCUUGUUGAAUAUUUCAUUUCAUUAUUUUCUGUUGCUUCUGCUUUUGGUCGCUUCUCUCUCCCUCUCGCACACACCAAUUUCAUGAAGAUAUGUUAGAAUUUGACUACGACUGCUAUUGUCAGUAUUGAAAUAUUCCCUGCGAUAGGAGGAUGGAAGAAUUAUACCAGGCUGCUAAAUACAGCACCCCCAUUUUCCAUUUAGAUAUAAAGUGCGGUGGUGCUGGUCUUGGUGACAUCAUUGUGCUGUGCCUGAUCUCCGGGUCAUAUUGUAUACCUGUCUUGGAAGAACUGUGUAGCCACUUUUGUUGGUGCUAGUGACAUGCUUUAAGUUGCUACAGUACUGCCUUUAGUUUGUUCUGUUGAAUUAAUCAUCUGUGUUAUGAUUUUAGUAUUCCCAUCCCUAUAUGCGCUUACGAAUUCAAGCUGAUAACCGCCGAACAGUAACACGUUAUUAUCGUCUUCUCAUGAGGCUGGCUGCGGGCAAACUACUUGCUUUAUUUAGUUUUCUCGUUCACAUGCCCACCGUGUACACAUGCCCUGCACCGUGUACACAUGAGUGUACACCUCCUUGUCACUGCAGUGCUUGUGACAUUGUGCCAAGCUUAUUUGUGGGUAUUUUCA